Panicum hallii is the source of this 1608-nucleotide messenger RNA. RefSeq lists its product as uncharacterized. Gene Ontology annotation, molecular function: kinase activity. The coding region runs from base 148 to 1278 and encodes 376 amino acids. Lineage: Eukaryota; Viridiplantae; Streptophyta; Magnoliopsida; Poales; Poaceae. The record is from RefSeq and is a predicted model, not a curated record. The transcript is spliced from 8 exons.
CCCUCGGAGGCUUGCAAUCCCAUCUGCUCCCGACACGGGCCCCGCCCCCCACACCGCCGGCGCCGGCGACCGUUUCCACCUCCUCCUCCUCCGCUCGAGGAGAGGGCCAGCGGAGGGAGACCGGCCAAUUCACUAGGACCGUCCCAUAUGGGCGCGGAGGCAGAGCACCCGCAGCAGCAGCAGCCUCCGUCCUCCCUCCGGCCCGGCAGGGAGGCGGCGGCGGCGGCGGCGCCCGCGGUUCUGGGGCUCCAGCUCUCCGCGCUGAUCGACCACGUCGCGCGCGUCGACUGGUCCCUCCUCGACCGCGUCCCCGGCGACCGCGGCGGCUCGCAGCAGGUGUCCAUUGACGAGCUAAAUCAUAUUCUUACUGAAGUGAAUGCCCACAUCCUUCCUUCCCGCAAUGAUCUCGCUCCAAUAACUACAAUAGCCGGUGGAAGCGUUGCCAACACAAUUCGUGGGCUCUCAGCUGGUUUUGGGAUAUCAACUGGAAUAAUUGGAGCUUGUGGAGAUGACAGCCAGGGCAUUUUGUUUGUCAACAAUAUGAGUUUUAGUGGUGUAGAUCUCACAAGAUUAAGGGCCAAAAAAGGGCACACUGCUCAGUGUGCGUGCUUGGUCGAUGCAAGCGGCAAUCGCACCAUGCGGCCAUGCCUAUCUACUGCAGUCAAGAUUCAGGCCAAUGAGUUUAGAAAAGAGGAUUUCAAAGGCUCCAAGUGGCUUGUUGUGAGAUAUGCACAACAGAACAUGGAACAGAUUGUUGAAGCUAUUAGGAUUGCUAAACAGGAAGGCCUUUCAGUAUCAUUAGAUUUGGCUAGUUUUGAGAUGGUUCGUGACUCUAGGUCAAAACUCAUUAACCUUUUGGAGACUGGCAACAUUGACCUUUGCUUCGCCAAUGAAGAUGAAGCCAGAGAGGUUAUAGGGGGAGGUCCAACAUCAGAUCCAGAGGAGGCACUUGCAUUCUUGGGCAAGUACUGCAAAUGGGCCGUGGUGACACUUGCUUCAAAGGGAUGUAUGGCGAAACAUGGCAAACAGGUCGUUCAAGUGCCGGCGAUCGGGGAGAGCAACGCGGUGGACACGACCGGAGCAGGCGACCUGUUCGCGAGCGGGUUCCUGUACGGGCUGGUGAAGGGGCUGCCGCUUGAGGAGUGCUGCAAGGUCGGGGCGUGCAGCGGCGGCUCGGUGACGCGGGCGCUGGGCGGGGAGGUGCGGCCGGAGAACUGGCAGUGGAUGUACAAGCAGAUGCACGCCAGGGGCCUGCUGCUCCCCGAGCUCAAGAACUGAACUGCUGCUGCUGCUGCAGUGCUGCUUCUGUCGCUGUAGCUUAUUAGCUGCACGGCUGCACCAGCUGCUGUAUCUCACCACUUCUAAGAGGCCAUUAUCCAGCCUCCCGUUAUUGAUUGUUGCGGUUGCCUUACCCUGUUCGCUAGAAUAUUGUUGGUUUACCAUGCUUGAUUCAUGGCAUGGUGAAGGGCAGGCUGGCAUAUUAGUUGAUUUGUUGAUGAACCACUCCUCCUAAGAUUGAAUCAGUCGAAUGGAGUAUAUUGAUUACUGCACUUCAUGGGUGUGUGUGUGCGCGCUAAUGUACUUCAGUUGCCCGCCUUGCUUUCUCAA